CACAAGCACACAUAGUUACAGUUUUGUAUAACCCUUGAGCCAAUUUCCCACGUGACAACUAGCACAUUUCCAACUUCUACAUUUCCAAACAAAAGCAUUGUGUUGUGUGGUGCGGAUACACAUAUAUAAUUCAAGGGGAUUUAUCUAAGCUAUCAGGUUCUGCAAAGUUCAACAGACGACAUGAACACAUCAAAAUAUCCCACGUCUACCAGACACUACUGAACAGGACGACCAGCAUAGUUCAGUAGCACCCACAGCUAUUUUUAUGCAUGGCAACUACACAAUGUUCAGCUGCAACCUGAUGCUCUGUGCCUAGUCACACGUUGUGAGGGUUUUAGGCGGUUAGUGUUGUUCAGACUAACCCAUCCCGCAUUACCCGGGCAUGUCUGGGGAUGAGCUUGUACUCUCCAUGGUCUCCUCCAACCCGGAGCCUCCCAUCUGUAAGGACUGGAUAAUGAAAAUCAGCAAGAAAAAUGUAAAACUGGAGAAAAAGGUGGAUGGGUUAUUAGAGGGAAACUCUGGAGAUGAAUCCGAGGAGGUGGAACCCGAGCCCCCGCCGGUAGCCGCACGAAGAAAGGUGUCGUUUGCGGAUGCCUUUGGUCUGAACCUGGUUUCCGUGAAAGAGUACGACAACCGGGCUUCAUCAGGGCUGGAUGGUAGACAGGGUGAGGAAUACUACAUCUCCUGCCUCUUCAAUAUCCCAGUGUUGCACCAGGACAUGGAGGUGAGACUUCAACAGCAGAAGCUGGAGCUGGAGCGCAUCGAGCUGCUUCCUGGAUCUACCACGAUCCGUGGCAUCGUCCGAGUGCUUAACCUCAGCUUCCACAAGGCCGUCUACGUCCGUGUCACUCUGGACGGCUGGCAGAGCCACUUUGAACUCCUUGCCGAGUACAUGCCCGGGUCCAGCGAUGGUGAGACGGACUGUUUCUCUUUUCAUCUCGUGUUGAUGCCUCCAUUCCAGGUCGAAGGGUUGCGGGUGGAGUUCUGUCUGCGGUACGAAAGUGCUGCUGGAACCUUCUGGGCCAACAAUGGAGGGACAAACUACAUUGUCUUCUGCUAUCAAAGACGAAGGAGCGACCUGAAAGAGAAAGAGAGUGAAAAAGAGAAGAUGGUAGAGGAGAGUAACCAAAAAGGUAUCAGGAGCUGCCUUAAAACAAUCAGUAAAAAGACCUACACGGAGGUGACACCUGCAGAGGCGAGUGGUGAGAUCUCAGAACAAGUCACACCCAAGGCCGGGCAUACUAGUGAGAACAAACCAGAGAAAGAAGCGGGAAUCAAUUCCUGCAAAUCCCUUAAGGACUGCUGCAAAACUCUGGUGGAUCGUCGUAGGAAACGCCGAGCUGUUCGUUUGGCAAAUGCGCAGGACUACUUUGAUCAAAAAGAAAUGGAAGCCCAGAUGGGAGGUAAUUCCAGCCCAGAUGAAAGUACCACAUCCACCCCAAGGCUGAGUAUACCAAGUAGAACCAAAUUGCCGGUUGUCCACAGCCGACAAGGAUACGGUAUGGACACGCCACCGAUACUGAUGUACCACCAGAUCCCUUUGCUUUCCCUGGAUUGGGGCAGUACCACAACAACACCUCCCCAAGCAAACCCUCCAGAUGCCUGCAGUGAAACAAGCCAUCAGGUUGAAGAUCACCAAGCCAUAUCGGCUUCUGAGGCCUGGGAAGCUUUUCUUAACAGCACUGAUACGCAGGAACAAGUAUGUGUUCCUCCAGAGUCCGAAGCUGUUGUCCCGACAGAGGACGAGAGAGCUGAGAAAGACCACAGUCAAGAGUCCGCUGGCAGGAAAGCAAUGGAAACUAUAAAAUCUGAUCCCGUAGAGCCAUCAAAGGAUCUGAGCACGAGUCCUUCUAGAGAUCAGGAACUAGAGAAAGAGCCAAGGGUCACUACCCUGCCAUGUUCAGCCCAGGGAUCAGAGCCAGAGAGGGCGGGAAGUGAGUUAGAGACAUCUCGUGACCACCAAGCCCCACAUCACGAACACACAAGCGGAUCUCAGAGUCAAGACACGACCAAAGCAAACCCAGGGGAUGAAACUCGAACCGCGCGUGACACCGAGACUCAGAAUUCAGAAGCCGAAGAUGGAAUCUCACCUGAAGAAUGCACGGGCAGCUCCGACACCUUAAAGGUUAAAGAAAACACACACAGAGCGGUCAAAGACACCCUGACAUUUACGGGGAUCGGGGACGUGCCGCUCACAAAUAGACAGGCCGAGGGAUCUUCAGAAAAGGAGAAUAAAAAUAAAGACGAUAGCGAGGAGCAGGUGGAAAUGAGGGCGUUUUGUAGAGAACUACAUGAAGGCAGUAGAAAAGGACAAGAUGAGACAUCUACGGAUCACAGCGCAGAAAUACAGAGCGUUUCAUCGUGCGAGAGCGAGGCAUUUAUUGAGAACGAAUUAUGCACGUCGAACAAGAGUUUUAACAAAGACAAUUCAGAGCUACUGGAAAAAGAAGAGAGGCGGUUUGAGGCAAACGAAGGACUUAAAUUGAAGGAGCGAAUGAAUGAGAUGACUGCUGGUGCUGAAGAGGAUGAAAUGCAUUCAGAAACCAAACGAGAGCUUGUAGAGGACUCCCAAGUAGAUGGAGGAGGGAAAGAGUUUGAGAUUCACGCUACCAAACUUGCACCCAGCCACGUACCUAUCUAUCCAAAAGUUAGCACUGACACAUCCAAGCACAUCCAUCGGACAACUUCAUCUGUCACGUCUGCAGAGGAGGACUUUGAGCUUGGGAAGACUCUUAGAAACUUUCAAGAACCCCAGCGAUUGGACGGAGAGGAUGAACUCUCCACGCCGCUACCCAGCAUUCACCUGUCCUGUGUGGAUGGCAAUGGCUGUAUGCUGUUGAGAGAAUUCUGCUCGCUGGGUCACACGACCAAGGCUCUUGUUUAUGCUAUUCUGUUUGUGAUCUUCAUAGCGGCGUAUCUCUACAACCUGACGACCUGCAUGGCCCUCUAUCUGUUUUCGUUGUUCUGGUGGUGCAGCCAGGGCAUGAAGCAGCGUCUGGACGUGGAUGUCGAUGUGGACUGAGACCAGACAGAACGUUCUUGAAAGUUUCUGAGAAAGUUUUUGUCAAAUUAUGUGUGACUCUGAAAUGAAAAGUUACAGAAAGUGAUUCUACGGGCCCAAAAUCACUUGACAAAGUUAGAUUUAGGAGGCAUUUUUGUUUGUUCCCUUCUUCUCACUUGUGUUCCCAAUAAAAGUCCCAUUUUAAACAGGUGUCUUUUAAAUAUAAUACUAAACCUAAACAAAUAAAUACUUUUACUUUUAGUUUUUUAAUUAGUCUUGUUUUCCAGUAAAAAUAUAAAGAAAUCCUUAAAGAAAGAUAGAUUACUUCACAAGCAACAGUGAAUAAGAUAUGAAGACUUAUUCUGAUUUUCCUAUAGUGCAUUGUGUAUAUGUGUCAAAUUAGAAAAAAAAAACUGACAAAAUACGUUGAUAUUAAAAACAGAAUCUGUUAAAAUUUCAUGAAUUGUUGCUUCUUAAGUAAAUGUAUCUUCUUUUAAGGAUUUUUUUUUAUUUUCUAGUUUUAGGGGUUUUUUUGCUUUGUUUUACAUUUUGUUUAGUGUUUGUUUUGUGUUGCUUUGAGUUUUUUGUUUGUGGGUCUUGUUUAUUUGCUGUUGUUGAUUUGUGUUGUUUUGGGGGUUUUCUUUUUUUGUUUUUACAUUUUGUUUAUUUUUUGUGUUGCUUUGAGUUUUUUAUUUGGACAUUUUUAUUUGUUUUGUUUUUCUAAGUUUUUUUUGUGUUUUUUGUUUCUUGGUUUGUUUUAUUUUGUUUUGUGUUGCUUUUUUAUUUGGCCAUUUUUUAUUUGUUUUGGAUUUUUGGUUUUGUUUUGGGUCUUGUUUUGUUUUGUUUUAACGUCAUUUUUUUUUAGUUUUGGGUAUUGUUUUGUUUUGAAUUUUGUUUUGGGCCCUAUUUUUUGUUUUUUUUUUGUUGUUGUUGUUUUACUUUUUCUGUCUGGACACAUUAAAAUGGGAGACCAUUUAAUCUUUUUUUUUUCUUUUUUUUUUCAUAUUUAAUGUUAACUUUUAUAUUUUACCUGGAAAAGUUAACCCCUUUUUUGUUUUUAACAAAUUCAUACCUAAGCACAGCUUAUAACAGUAGCAUUUCAUCAUAAGCCUUUGUAUCAAAAAGUGAAACAUUAUUCAAUAUUUUGACUGGUACUGUACCUUUAUGUAAUGUUUGACUAGGUUCAUAUAAAGGUGUACUGAAUGCCCUAUGUAGCCCGUGAGGACACAGCUGCAUUUCAUGUCUCUUUGGGGAUGUGUGUGAUGGACGUGACAUUUACUGCAAAUCCCAUCAUGUGUCUGUUCCCAAAAGAGAGACAGAGAGACGAGGGCCUGAGAAACGACAGUGCUUCUCGACCCUCUGAUCUGUGAACAUAACUCUAUGCAAUUCAUACCUGUUAGCCUUAAAGUCAUAGUUUAUGCACAAGUGAAAAUUCCCCUCAUUUGCUCACCCUCAUGUCUGCAGAAACACAAAAUGAGUUUUCAUGAUCUUCUCCACGCAAUUGGAAGACUAAAGCUUUAAAAAGCCAUUAAAACAUCAUAAAGCAUCGUAAAAGUAGUUCAUAUGUGAAUACGGCACAAUCUAUAACAAGCCUAAUUUACAUAAAAACAUGGUGUGUCUGGGCUCAAAAGAAAGGCACGAUUUUUACGCCUCGUUGAACUGAAUUAUGGGUGUUUAGUGAGUAAGACGCAUCAUUUUGAGCUAAAAUACGACACAUAAAACUGUUCAUUGAAUUUGCCAGUGUGUUGGACAAAUGCAUGAUCUCUGUUUAUAUGUGAGUGUUGUAAUAGAGAUGUGUGUGUGUCGCUGUGGUCAUAUGAUCCAGUCUACUAUCACUCUGACCUUUCGGUGUCUAGCUGCUAACCUCACGUCCAACUCGAGCUGCUCAUCUGUACAGAAAGAGCACACAUUCACGGUUUUACUUUUCUUAAUACCUCUCUUCAAAACAACAUUUACUGUACACUUAUGUAACUAGUCUUAAGAACACUAAAAUCCCCAAAAAAAGGAAGCUAAGAAUUAUAUUUUUAUUUAUUCACACAUAAAGCAUAAGGCUGAAUAAGGCUAAAAAUAUUACGGUGAACUCCAAAAAUAUUUGUCAGCAUAGAUGUCAACAUUGAACCAAACUGGUUUAUGCCGGUUAGAGCCGGUUUGGGGACUGUGACAGCAGAAACAUGAUACUGUAUUACCAUCCAAGGACAUUCAAAGGGCAUCUAAACUUCUCAAAUGUGUUUUUAAACUUGUCUGUAGCUAAUAAUGUCUUGCAUUUUUACAUGCUGUCCUUCUAUGCAAUUUCAUGUAUUUACAUUGCAUACAGUGUUUAAGUGUUUGCAGAUGAUCCAAGCAUUCACACAUGGUAUUUUAUGUCAGUCUGCAGGAAAAAAUGAAAGAAAUGCUUCAAAUAAAUUGACCACUAAACACUGGCAUAAAAACAACUCAAGUGAAUAAAUAAUAGUCACCCAAAGCAAAUAUUCCAGAGC
Messenger RNA from Labeo rohita (rohu), 5478 nucleotides. It is a transcript of the gene ppp1r3aa, whose product is annotated as protein phosphatase 1, regulatory subunit 3Aa. The coding region runs from base 383 to 3022 and encodes 879 amino acids. Lineage: Eukaryota; Metazoa; Chordata; Actinopteri; Cypriniformes; Cyprinidae. The record is from RefSeq and is a predicted model, not a curated record. Gene Ontology annotation, biological process: regulation of glycogen biosynthetic process. Gene Ontology annotation, molecular function: protein phosphatase 1 binding; glycogen binding. The transcript has 4 exons. Gene Ontology annotation, cellular component: protein phosphatase type 1 complex.